CUUCGGCAUUGUACAUUAAAAUUCAUUGGCGGUUUUAGUCCUCAUUUGCACGAACGGACCAUAACAACUCCAUUUCUUGCACAAAUUCUUCAUCUGUGACUCACUUUCGAAUCAAAUUUACCCGAGUGUGACAUACUAGAAAAGCGAAGUGCCGGCUUUGUGCCUCCUCCUUAUUUACCAGUUCGAUGACGUAUACCGGAUGAAUUAUAGCCGAAAGAUAAGAUUUUCCAAUAUAAGUGCAUUGUUCCAACAGCGAGGACCAUGGACAAGCCCCGAGUUUUAAUCCUGGGAGGUUGUGGCUUUAUCGGGCGCAAUUUGGUCGCUUUUCUCGUAAAAAAUGAUCUCGUAAGUGCAAUAAGAGUCGUCGAUAAGGUUCCCCCUCAAGUGGCGUGGCUUAACGAAGAAUGUCACAAGUACUUCCAAAACCCCAUCGUUGAUUUCAAAAGUGCUAAUCUUAUUAAUCCCGAAUCUUGUAAAAGUGCAUUUAGUUGCGACUCAACUUGGGAUUAUGUCGUCAAUUGUGCCGGCGAGACAAAAUUAGGCCAAACGGAUCCAGUCUAUGAAGAGGGGAUUUUAAAACUGAGCCUCAAUUGUGCUAAAGAGGCCGCGAGACAAAAUGUGAAACACUACAUCGAGUUGUCUUCGGGAAAAAUGAACUCUUCUGAUAAAGUGCCUCAUAAAGAAGAUGCCAAUGUUGAACCUUGGUCUUUCAUAGGAAAGUGGAAAUACAAGGUUGAAAAACAGUUAACUGAUAUUCCAAAUUUGAAAUAUACGAUUUUACGCCUAGCUACGGUUUACGGUGUUGGGGACCGAAUGGGGCUGACCCCCAGACUUAUUGUUGCUUCCAUUUAUAAGUAUUUAGGCGAAACGAUGAAACUACUGUGGAAUUCCGAUCUCAAAAUUAAUACAGUGCAUGUUUUAGAUGUUUGCAGAGCCAUUUGGUUUAUCUGCACCCGAGAUGAUACUAUAGGACAGGUUUAUAAUGUUGUGGAUGAAGCUGAUUCGACUCAAGGCUCGAUAUGCAACAUUCUCUCCGAUCUAUUUAACAUUAAAGUCGAUUUUUGUGGCAAUAUUGUUUCGGCCGUUGUUGACCUUGAAAGCGCCGCUGACGAUGCAAAUGAUAAACAUUUAGUGCCUUGGGCUGAAGUCUGUCGACAGGACAAUAUACAAAACACGCCUUUGACCCCACAUAUGGACCCGGAAUUACUCCUAUGCAAGCAUUUGAGACUUGAUGGAUCGAAGUUGAAGAAUUUAGGAUUUAAGUUGGAUGUUCCUCAACCGACUGUUGAUAAUGUUAAGGAAAUUUUCGAUGAUUAUGUUAGGAUGAAAGUGUUUCCAGUUUUGCUGGCACCUUAAUUUUGUACUUAUCGCUUUUUUGCAUUCCAAUUAUGUGAUUUUUACGGUUCUAGUUAUGAAAUAAUAAGGGACUGAAAUUGUCAAUUAAAAUUGCUCAAAUUGUUACGAUUUAUAAAUUGCAUUUUGCUUAUAA
Molecule: messenger RNA, 1489 nt
Organism: Tribolium madens (black flour beetle)
Lineage: Eukaryota; Metazoa; Arthropoda; Insecta; Coleoptera; Tenebrionidae
Product: bifunctional UDP-glucose 4-epimerase and UDP-xylose 4-epimerase 1
Exons: 5
Coding region: 262-1356 (364 amino acids)
Source: RefSeq, a predicted model, not a curated record